AUGGUGAUAUUUCAAAUGACAUCAAACUACGAUAGUAAUAAAGCCUCACAUGAUUUUUCAAGUGAAUACAUCAGUGAUGGGAAAAUCGAAAAAGUCCAUUGCAUACAACUUAAGGAUGGAAAACAGAAAGUCACUGGAAGUUUGCAAAACGAUAACAUAGAUACUUGCAUUCUCCCACAGCUCACAAGAUCUGACAUAAACUGGUAUCGUUUAAAAUUUCAUGAAAAUCUAUUACUUAAUAUUUUACAAAAUGGUUAUCAUAAAACAUAUUCAGAAUUAUUCAAUUUAAUUGAUUAUGAAAAGAAACAACGGAUGGAUUCAGUGAAUCCCUCAUCAUCAUCAUCAUCAUACAGGUCUAUUGAACCAUUAACUGAAAGACAUCAAUUACUUUAUCAAAUAAUGAUACAUUUAAUGAAUGCAGAACAUUCUAAUCAUUCUAAUAAUAUUGAAGAAGUCUAUAAAGAGAAUUUAUAUAUAGCAGGAUUAUUUCGUUCAAAUGAUCAUGAUCAAUGGUUAUUAGAAAUAUAUUUACAAAAAUGUUUAAAAAUUGUAACAAAAGGUUAUACCGCCGUAAAAAAUAUGAUCAUAAUUAAAACACAAUUAAAUAAUAAUGAUAAAAUACAAUUUAAUAGUUUGAAUGAAAUAAAACAAUCACUUAAAAAGAGGUUAUUUGAAGCAAUCUAUCAUAAUGCUACAUAUUUAUUUGAAACAGGAAAGUACUCACAAUCAUUAGAACUCUAUAAACAAUUACAGAAAAAAUUAGAAAAACAUAAAACUAUCUUACAACCAUCUAUAAAUCCAUAUGAUCAACAUCAAAUGAAUAUACCAUUGUAUAUUGUAUGUUAUGAACAAAUAUGUCGAAUCAUUUUAACAAUUUAUCAACCAAAUAAAGAAUAUCAAAUGGAUGAAUUAUUGUCAAAUUUAAAUGAAGCAUUGAAAUAUGCUGAAAAAGCGGAAAAUCAAAAACUUGUAGGAUUAUGCAAUAAACAAAUCAGUCAAGUAUAUCAGAACCAUAAAGAAUAUGAAAUGGCUUUUAAACUCGCGCAACAAUAUUUCGAUAUCGCUGAAAGAUCCAAUGAUAUUUUGGAGAAGAUUGAAGCAUGUAAACUACUGGGGAGUAUAAAUGAAAAUUUAUCUAAAUUAGAUGAAGCUGAACAAAAUUACGUCACUAUUAUUGAAUAUACCAAAUUACUAUACAACAACAAUCCAGGCAAAUUAAUUGAAGCCUAUGAAUUAUUAUCUAAAUUUUAUAUAUUAAAUACAAAUAAAUAUGAGUUAGCUAAAUUAACUACUGAAAAUGGUUUAAAACAUACUACUGAAUUAAAUGAGAAUGAUAAUUAUUAUAAUCAAUUAAAAUUAUGGUAUGCAAUAUCAAAAUCUAAAUUAAUUGAAUCAGAUUAUAUAAAUAUAAUUAUAUCUGGACAAUAUAAUUCGAAUGAUAUGUUAAAUUUAAUUAAAUGGAAAGAUAUACGUUCUAAUUUACCAUUAUAUGAUAAAGAUCAUUUUAUGAAAGUAACAUAUGAUAGUUUUACUAAGAAACGAAAUGAGAUAAAUCAGUCAAGGUCAACUCAUACUUUAAACUCUUAA
Messenger RNA from Schistosoma rodhaini, 1587 nucleotides. NCBI's taxonomy places the organism in Eukaryota, Metazoa, Platyhelminthes, Trematoda, Strigeidida, Schistosomatidae. The record is from the annotation of a GenBank genome assembly.